UAAGUGCCGUCACCUUGCUUUCUAAACACGAUGAUAUUUCAGUUCAGUUUUGAAAUUAAUACGAUUCGGUAGAGUUUGUUGUCAGUGUUAUAUCGUUGUUAAAAGUUUUUUAUGUGCUUUCGAUUUCAAGUUAUUUAUAAUAAUUAUAAUGAAUGGAAAUGGCAUCACAAAAGAAGAAAAUACAAUUCUCACUGAAAAUUUCUAUGCAUUAUCAAAAAAACAAAAAUAUUCAUACACGGUGUCGUUAACAUCUUGUGGUCUUUAUUUACAGAAGAAUUUUAAUGGUUCUACAAAAACAGACCUAAUUCGUGCUAGUGAUAUAAUUGGAUGUAAAUGCAUGCGUAAUAAUGGCAAAUCCAAUGAAUGCAUCUGUCGUCCUGUAAAAAAUUCAAAUACUUCUAGUCACCAGGUUCGAAUACCUUAUAAUGAAGCAUUCGAUUGUAGUGCUUAUUUGUGUGUCUAUGCAUAUAUAUUGAAGAAUAUUGCCACAAAGAAUGAAAAAAGAGAUAAAAUGAUUGUCACUUUGAGGUUUCGAAAUUAUAAUAAUUAUGAAGAUAAUUUGAAAAUUGCUAUUAAUUGGAAAUAUGAAAUAAAUUCUCUUAUAAGAACUCGCAAUGAAGAUAGAAUUAUAGUUACACCAGCUAAUAACCAGUGUUUGAGUGAUCGAUUGUUAGUAAUAGUUAAUCCAAAAAGUGGAGUAGGAAAAGGAAGAGAAAUAUUUCAGCGUAGAGUGGCACCUGUACUAGUGAUGGCUGAUAUUGACUUUGAACUGCAUAUUACGUGCAUGCAAAAUGAUGCUAGAAAUUUAGUAAGAACUAGUAAUAUUUAUGAGUGGGGUCGAGGUAUAGUUGUUCUUGGAGGAGAUGGAUUAAUGUUUGAAGUUAUAAAUGGUCUUAUGGAACGUUCUGAUUGGCAAAGAGCUUUUGAGUAUUUAACUUUAGCUAUUAUUCCAGGUGGGUCCGGCAAUGGAUUAGCUAAAUCUAUUGGUUAUGAAACAAAUGAACCUUACAUGCAGGACCCUAUAAUCAUAUCAACAUUAAAUGUAGUAGGAGGUAAUAGUCGCCCAAUGGAUUUAGUUAGAGUUGAAACUCUUUCACAGGUUGUUUAUUCAUUUCUAUCAGUUGGUUGGGGAUUUAUUGCUGAUAUUGAUAUAGAAAGUGAACGAUUGAGGAUAUUAGGCAAUCCUAGAUUUACAAUUUGGAGUAUUGCUCGUCUCAUUGGUUUAAAAACGUAUCGUGCUAGGUUAUCUUAUAGUAAAGUUAAAAAUGUUGAAGCUAAAGUCAGUAAUUUUACUAAAAAUUCAUUUUUUGAUUGUAAAGAUAUUAAUGAUGAUGAUGAAACUGUAUCAGUUGAAUUUGGAAUGGACCCAGUUAGUUUAGAAGAGUUUGAUUUUCGUGAACGAGUUGAAAGUUUUUCUUCGGUUAUUUCAAAACGCUCAGCAUUUAUGUCAAUUCAUGAAUCAUCAAGUUUUACAUCAAUUCCUGAUAUAAUUGAAGAAUCAGAUAUAAGAAUGCGUGGUCCUGCACCAAAAAUACCUCCUUUAUCUGAACCAGUUCCUUUAGAUUGGGAAAUUUUAGAAGAAGAAUUUGUGAUGAUUCAUGCUUCAUAUUUAUCUCAUAUUUCUGAAGAUUUAAUAUUAGCUCCUAAUUCUAAAUUAAAUGAUGGUGUUAUAUGGUUAUUAAUUGUUAAAAGUGGUAUAUCCCGAGCUAGUUUUCUUCAAUUUUUAUUAGCCUUAUCAACAGGAAACCAUUUAUCGUUUCCUUAUGUUCAAAUGAUCCCCGUCAAUGCAUUCAGGUUAGAACCACUAUCAGGAGGAAGUCAUAUUGUAGUUGAUGGUGAAUUAUUAAAACAUAGCCCAUUGCAAGCUGAAAUUAUGCCUGGAGUAACAAAUGUUUAUGCUCGACAGAAACAUUAAUUGUAUGUUUGAACUAAUUUUUUAUGGCUCAGGGAAACUUAUUUUAAGUUUAACUUUACUAUAAUCUAUUUACCUUUUACUUGUAAUUAUACUUUUUCUUUGAGUUUUUUUUACUAUUUUUUAAUAGUAUUAAAAUAUUUUUGUUAAAUUUAAAGCCCAAUUCAAAUACCUGUUUACAAAAAACAAGUUAGAUAAUUAAUUGUUAUUAUUAUUAUUUAAAACAACUUAUUUUUCUAUAAUAAUACUUACCAUUAUUUAGUUAAAAGUUUUUGUUAGUUAUGCUCAAUAUCUCAUUAUUACCAAAGAGUCUAUUUUUAUUAUAAUAUGAAUAUGUUAAAAAAUAUAUGCAAUAUAUUUUUGUAUUGCAAUUUAUUAAAAGUUACCAAAUUUUUUAUUAUA
Daktulosphaira vitifoliae (grape phylloxera) is the source of this 2314-nucleotide messenger RNA. Its product is annotated as sphingosine kinase 1-like. The coding region runs from base 149 to 1915 and encodes 588 amino acids. Gene Ontology annotation, cellular component: cytoplasm; intracellular membrane-bounded organelle; membrane. The transcript is spliced from 8 exons. The record is from RefSeq and is a predicted model, not a curated record. Gene Ontology annotation, biological process: sphingosine biosynthetic process. Lineage: Eukaryota; Metazoa; Arthropoda; Insecta; Hemiptera; Phylloxeridae.